GGCUCCGUCAGUUUCCUCGGCAGCGGUAGACGAGAGCACCCGGACCAGUGCGAUCGCUGGGCCACCAGAGACGGUGGAGGAGACUCGAGCACAGCAAGGGCGCGGCGGAUCCCAUUCGCACAGCAGCGCACUCGGUGCCCAGCGCAGGGUCGCGAUGCUACCCAGCUUGGCUCUGCUUCUGCUGGCCGCUUGGACGGCUCGCGCGCUGGAGGUGCCCACUGAUGGCAAUGCUGGCCUCCUGGCAGAACCUCAGAUCGCCAUGUUCUGUGGCAAGCUGAACAUGCACAUGAACGUGCAAAAUGGGAAGUGGGAGUCAGAUCCAUCGGGGACCAAAACUUGCAUCGGUACCAAGGAGGGCAUCCUGCAGUACUGCCAAGAAGUCUACCCUGAGCUGCAGAUCACCAACGUGGUAGAAGCCAACCAACCAGUGACCAUCCAGAACUGGUGCAAGCGGGGCCGCAAGCAGUGCAAGACCCAUGCCCACAUCGUGAUCCCCUACCGCUGCUUAGUUGGUGAGUUUGUAAGCGAUGCUCUUCUUGUUCCUGACAAGUGCAAAUUCUUACACCAGGAGCGGAUGGAUGUUUGUGAAACCCACCUUCACUGGCAUACCGUCGCCAAAGAGACCUGCAGCGAGAAGAGCACCAACUUGCAUGACUAUGGCAUGUUGCUGCCCUGUGGAAUUGACAAGUUCCGCGGGGUGGAGUUCGUGUGCUGCCCACUGGCCGAGGAGAGUGACAGUAUCGAUUCUGCAGAUGCAGAGGAGGACGACUCUGAUGUGUGGUGGGGUGGAGCAGACACGGACUAUGCAGAUGGGAGUGAAGACAAAGUAGUGGAAGUGGCAGAGGAAGAGGAAGUGGCUGAUGUUGAGGAAGAAGAAGCCGAUGAUGACGAGGAUGUGGAGGAUGGUGAUGAGGGAGAGGAGGAGGCCGAGGAACCCUAUGAAGAGGCCACAGAGAGGACCACCAGCAUUGCCACCACCACCACCACCACCACAGAGUCCGUGGAAGAGGUGGUCCGAGAGGUGUGCUCUGAACAAGCCGAGACCGGGCCCUGCCGAGCAAUGAUCUCCCGCUGGUACUUUGAUGUUACUGAAGGGAAGUGCGCCCCCUUCUUUUACGGCGGAUGUGGCGGCAACAGGAACAACUUUGACUCUGAAGAGUACUGCCUGGCCGUGUGUGGCAGCGUCAUGUCCCAAAGUUUAUUCAAGACUACUCGGGAACCUCUCCCCCAAGAUCCUGUUAAAAUUCCUACAACAGCAGCCAGCACCCCUGACGCCGUUGACAAGUAUCUUGAGACGCCUGGUGACGAAAAUGAGCAUGCCCACUUCCAGAAAGCCAAGGAGAGGCUGGAGGCCAAGCACCGGGAGAGGAUGUCCCAGGUCAUGAGAGAAUGGGAAGAAGCAGAACGUCAAGCAAAGAACUUGCCCAAAGCUGAUAAGAAGGCAGUGAUCCAGCAUUUCCAGGAGAAAGUGGAAUCUCUGGAACAGGAAGCAGCCAACGAGAGGCAGCAGCUGGUGGAGACACACAUGGCCAGAGUGGAAGCCAUGCUCAAUGACCGCCGCCGACUGGCCCUGGAGAACUACAUCACCGCCCUGCAGGCUGUUCCUCCUCGGCCUCGUCACGUGUUCACCAUGCUGAAGAAGUAUGUCCGUGCCGAGCAGAAAGACAGACAGCACACCCUAAAGCAUUUCGAGCAUGUGCGCAUGGUGGAUCCCAAGAAAGCUGCUCAGAUCCGGUCCCAGGUUAUGACACACCUCCGAGUAAUCUAUGAGCGCAUGAAUCAGUCUCUGUCCCUGCUCUACAACGUACCUGCAGUAGCUGAGGAGAUUCAGGAUGAAGUUGACGAGCUGCUUCAGAAAGAGCAAAACUACUCGGAUGACGUCUUGGCCAACAUGAUCAGCGAACCAAGAAUCAGUUAUGGAAACGAUGCUCUCAUGCCGUCUUUGACUGAAACGAAAACCACCGUGGAGCUUCUUCCCGUGAAUGGAGAGUUCAGCCUGGACGAUCUCCAGCCGUGGCAUCCUUUUGGGGUGGACUCUGUGCCGGCCAAUACCGAAAAUGAAGUUGAGCCUGUCGAUGCCCGCCCCGCUGCCGACCGAGGACUGACCACUCGACCAGGUUCUGGGCUGACAAAUAUCAAGACAGAAGAGAUCUCUGAAGUGAAGAUGGACGCGGAGUUCCGACACGACUCAGGAUUUGAAGUUCGUCACCAAAAAUUGGUAUGCCAAAUUAUUCACCUCUUCCAUCUAUUGUUUAUCUUACCAAAAGACCUGUUAUGUCUUGCUCAUUCUCUUACCACCCACAUUCAAGUAAAACAGUCCUCCAGCAUGGCUUUUUGGAUUUGUUUAGGUAUUUAUUUUAAUGCCAUUCUCAUACUUGCUUCUCAGGUUGAUGCUGCUGUGACCCCAGAGGAGCGCCACCUCUCCAAGAUGCAACAGAAUGGCUACGAGAAUCCAACUUACAAGUUCUUUGAGCAGAUGCAGAACUAGACUACCGCCACAGCAGCCUCUGAAGUUGGACAGCAAAACCAUUGCUUCACUACCCAUCGGUGUUCAUUCAUAGAAAAAUGUGGAAAGGAACAAACCCUUCUGUUUUAUUAUUUGCUCAUUAUCGCCUUUGACAGCUGUGCUGUAACACAAGUAGAUGCCUGAACUUGAAUUAAUAUACAGAUCAGUAAUGUAUUCUCUCUCUCUCUCUUUACAUUUUGGUCUCUACACUACAUUAUUAAUGGGUUUUGUGUACUGUAAAGAAUUUAGCUGUAUCAAACUAGUGCAUGAAUAGAUGCUCUCCUGAUUAUUUAUCACAUACAUAGCCCCUUAGCCAGUUGUAUAUUAUUCUUGUGGUUUGUGACCCAAUUAAGUCCUACUUGAAAUAUGCUUUAAAAAAAAAAUCGAUGGAGGAUGCUUCAUGUGAACGUGGGAGUUUAGCUGCUUCUCUUGCCUAAGUAUUCUUUUCCUGAUCACUAUGCAUUUUCAAAGUAAACAUUUUUAAGUAUUCCAAA
This is a messenger RNA of Ictidomys tridecemlineatus (thirteen-lined ground squirrel), 3000 nucleotides long. The record is from RefSeq and is a predicted model, not a curated record. Lineage: Eukaryota; Metazoa; Chordata; Mammalia; Rodentia; Sciuridae.